AUGCAGCAACUCGACCACCUUCAACGACCACUUCAAGACGCUGUCCACUCCCAGACGCCCGCGACAACUCUAGCGAACAACACCAAUCCAUCCUCUGGUCAGCCUUACGCCGCUGGGCCCUUGCCCAGACCGGCGCAGGCCCAGGCAACUACCGGCAGGAUGAGAUCGAGUAUCGCCUGCGUAAGGUGUAGGAGAAGCAAAGUCAAGUGCGUCAACAAUGGCGUCGGCACAACAUGCAGAAGCUGUGAGAACUCCGGCCGCGAAUGCUCAUACCCCUCCCCCGUGACGGGAGGCGGAGCCAGUCGAAGACGCGACAGCAUCCCAGGACGGAACGAUUCCUACGGUGAUUCUGAACGACGACAGAAGCAUAGGAAGAGUGCGCAUACUUUCGUUUCAAAUCCCUUGGCCGCACGCGACAGUCCAAGGCCUAUAAUGGAUGCUCUGGAUUCGAGGCUGCUUACACCCCAGAUCUGGAACGAGCUGUUUGAUAUCUUCCAGAUUCACUACUCCGCCGACUUGCCCUUUCUCCAUCCACCCUCGUUCUUGAAACCGCUGCGCAGUGCAACGGCCUUCCCUCCGCCUGCUACCGCCCCAGCCGAAGAUACCAAACCCUCUGUUGCGAAGCCACCCGCUCCAACCGAGUUCCUCUUGGCUUUCCUCGCUCUGACUACUCGCUUCCAUCCCAAACUUGUCGCACAUCACUCGCCUCCAACGUCGACCCGGGCCUCCAAUCCACUGAUCGCUUCUGAAUACUACGCUUCUGCCGCGGCCGAACGAAUGGCCGCCAUGUGGACGGAUAACAGGCCGCAUGACAUUGAGCACUGCCAGGCCAUGUUGAUGCUCGGGCUGCAUGAGUGGGGAAUGUGCAGAGGUGCAAAGGCGUGGCUCGCGGUAGGCUUGGCCAUCCGCGAAGCUCAGGCGAUGGGAUUGCAAUAUGAGCUCGACUUGGACGAUGAGCCGCUAUCUCGCUCACUCGCUCUCAAUGGAGAAGCCGAGAAGAUGGGUGUGGGUGCCAGCAGGAAGAGCUCUUCUACCAGCCAAUCGGCCGAGGAUGCCUUCAUCCAUCAGGAGAUUCGAAGACGGACUUUCUGGAGUUGCUACAUCAUGGAUCGAUACCUCAGCAGUGGCAAGUACAGGCCUCAGAUGUUGCAUGCCAAGGAAUUACGUAUUCAGCUACCUGCAAGUGAGAGGUCGUUCCUCUUCGCAGAGAAAGUUCGGACUCUGAUGCUGGGAGAGGAGGACAAGAUCAAUCCGGGUACUGGUCGCGCAGAAGUUCAGAGUCAACGGCAGCAGUCGGUCCUGCUCGGCACCGGCACGCCAGAGCCGAGCAUGGCACCGUCGCCACGAAGCUCGUUGAUGCGAGACGUUGAUGACGACAAGGGGAGGCUGGAGGUGGGAUCUGACGAAGGACUUGUGAGCCGAUAUGUCAAGAUUCUCGAAAUCUACGGCAAAGUGGUUCAAUGGUCAUGCGCUGGAGGCAGGAGGUGAGUAUUCGGGCCCUUCGGUCACGACCUCUUGACUAAUGCGAUUGCCAGAGUCGAAGAAUAUCCGCCUUGGGAUCAUCGCUGCCAGUUCCACAAGCUUGUCAACCAAUGCCGGGACUUCAAAGCCAGCCUUCCCCGACAGCACGCACUGACCCAUCAAAACACCCAGGCUCACAUCAGCAUGAAGACCUCGACGCCAUAUUUGCUCGUUCACACCGUCUACCUGCUAUGUCAGAUCAUGCUCCACCGAGAAUAUGUGCCCUUCAUUCCCAUCCGUUGCUCAAAACCCGAGGGACCAUUGGAUCCUCCGGUAUUCCCGUCGAACAAGUACGACGUUCCACCAGACUUCUGGACAGACAGCGCUCGGGACUGCUUUAGGUCUGCGCGCGAGAUUAUGGAUCUCGUCCGAACGUGUCAGGAGUGGAAUGCUCUUGUCGAAACGCCCAUCGUCGGAUUUUCCAUUUACACCGUGGCAUUUGUGGGCGUGUACUGUAUGAACUUCCCCUGGAUGGAUCCGGACGGGUACAUGUGCUCCAUCCCAGACUCAGCAGCGAGGCCAGAUCAGGCAAAGAGUAGCGUGAGCAAGGGAUUUGAAGCGGCACGCAAAGCACUGGAGAUGGUGGGAAACAUGCGCACCCGACUUCAUAUGGCAGACGGUUGGUUCAAGACAAUCAAUCGCAUGCACAAGUACUUUCGUCGCAUGAAGCUCGAUUAUCGCAAGAAUGCUCAGACUAUCGAGAGCUCCUCGGAGGGUGAUAGCCCGGUUAGCACACGGCACCUCAGUCUCCGUGAGGGUGGUUUAGGCGGUGGUCUGGACGAAUUCAAGCUGUUCGAGCGGACACUUUCCGACUUUGGAAAUCUUGAGGAUCAGGACGUGGAGAUGACCGAUGCGCGCCCUGAUUCGAGACCGCUCGACGCAGUGUACGACGAUAGCAGCGCCGGCACUACCGUGAAGAGCGAAGAGCCCGGCGAUCGAGGGGAGCGUCCACAUGCAUCAACGGAGCAAACCAAGAGUGAAGGCGGCGCAUGGAGCGCUAUUAACGCCGUGCCAGGUGCUCCGGCCAGUCGCCAGCCGAGCAUCUCAGCGACACCGUCCAGCGCCCAGUUCAGAAGCUACGAUUCCUACUCGCAAGGCCAACAACCACCUUCACAGCAAUCAAAGGGUCCACAGCCUCUACACAGCUAUCCUAACCACAUCAAUAACUUCCGUCCUGUUUACUCGGAGGCUUCUGGGUCUGCUGGCCCGCCUUCCAGUCUGACCUCGCCAGCCGCACAAUCCGCGACCGGGUCUACACCACAAUCUCGUCCUUCGCCGCCGUUUGAACGACAACAUCAGCACCAGCAACAUCCUCAUCAGCAGUCUUAUGGAGGUUGGGCAGCGCACAAUGCGCAGUACCCGAUGCAGGCGCCCCCGCCUCCACCCAAUCCGUAUACGAACGGCGUCACACACCAUCAUUCCCAUUCACACUCGCAUGCGACCACACCUACCCCACUGCAUCACCAUGCUGGGGUCCCGUAUCCAGCCCAUCAACAAUCAGGAUAUCCAACACCCGGGCAUCCAGGACCUCCAGGACACCCACAGCCCCAUACGCAGCCUCAGCAUGCCGUUCCUGGCGUGCAGCAGCCCGUGUGGGACCCGGUGACCAAAGAGCAAUGGCUCAACAGCAUCGACACCAGAUUGGGCGGUGAUGACGUUGCUGCGUUCGUCGACGGGGGCGAGCUUGCAGAAUGGGCGACCAUGGCCAGCGCUCAGGGCUUUGGAGGCGGCUGGCUGAGUACCGUCUGGGGAGGCGCCAGUUGA
This is a messenger RNA of Lecanosticta acicola, 3285 nucleotides long. The record is from the annotation of a GenBank genome assembly. Lineage: Eukaryota; Fungi; Ascomycota; Dothideomycetes; Mycosphaerellales; Mycosphaerellaceae.